GGAGGUUUGAACUAGGAUUGUGGCGCCUCAUUGGACCUGGUGUUCACUAAAACAAGUGAUAACCUGGGAUCCCACACUAUUGGAGGUUUCGUGGAGAGCUUCAGCCGGAGCCUACAUUUUUGCAGCAAUGCCCAAUUUAGAAGAGCUGAAACAAGUGGUCUGCUCCACAUUGCCUGGACUUUCAGAGGAAACACUUAAGAAAUUGGUAGAUGGAGUUGUUGCUGUUGGUGUGGAGACCCAGGCAGAUCUUCAGUUUGUGAAGGAAGAAGACCUGCUGGAACACCUCAAGCCAAUCCAGUGCCGCAGGCUUUUAAAUGCUUGGAAAUGUGAAGAACAUGCAAGCUGCUCAACCCCCUGCCGCUCAGCACAACCAACCCUCUCUGAUGUGUCAAGCCCAUCAUCUUGGAGCCUCUCAAGUUCCCCACUACAUUCUCCAUGUACCACAUCUCCUCCUUCUCCUGCUGUCCCUUCGGCAUCUUGUACAUGGGCUGAAAGUUUUAAGGUGCCUUGGGAAGUAAUGCCCUCGGGUAUUAGGUUGGCCAUCGCAAAUAAAAAAAGACCAUCACCUGGUGAUCGAAGGCAGCUAAUAAGGAUGGUCGUGGAUGCAAUGCGAAGAUAUGAACUCAGUCCAACAAGAGCGCAGUGCCAGAUUGUGGCACAGAACAUUGUUAAGCAGUACCCAGAGAGCUUUAGUGAUGUUUUGCAUGACGGUAUGAUUGUAGGUAGCGGGCAUGGCUCUAAUGCUGUUCCACCCUCGUCCUUGUCCAGUUUGAAGAGCUCAUGGCCGUACCUGUUCUGUCUAAAGGGGCUCUCCAUCCACUUUCAGUUGCUUACAGAUAUCCCUUUGCUCCCAAGAAUUAUGGAGGGCUUUGAGGUGAAAGGAAAGAGGAUUCUACGAUUCUUUGAAGAAAAGCCAACAAACGAUGAGGUUCGUGCCAUUUUGUUGAAGUCUGGACAAGAAAGUUCUCUGGUUCCAUGCAUUUUGCUGCUCUUGAUGGCCCACUUUAAGGAGAAAUCUGAAUCUCUUCUUCUAGAAGCUGAUGUGGCAGCGACUGCAGCAGAUGUCCAAAGAACAGUUGCAUUACCAGAUUCACCCAGGCUGAUUAUCCAAGGUGACAAAAUGAACCCUGAGAGGUGGAUGCUGUCAGUGGAAGGCGAGAUUGUCCUGGGGUCAAAUUCAAACACAUUUGUUGAAGGCCUUGCUGCUUUAUUUGCGACAUAUUACACCUUCAACCUAGAGUAUCAGGAGGGAGCGGCAUCCACAUUGGAAUUCAUUCAAAGAGGAAUUGUGGGUAUUAACCCAGGAACGGGAUCAAAGGUUGGUGCUGGAAAGCGGGAAAAGAAACGAUCUGGAAUGAAUCCACAUGUCUGCACUCUGCUCAGGAAACUGAUGGACUUUGAGUGGCUUUGUCUUUAGGAAAACUUGGUGCUAUUUGCCAAAAGAUCUGGUCAGUACAUAGUUUUUUUUUUUCUAAAUAGAAGUUUAAAGUUCAGACAUGUAGCUUAGUGUUGUCUUUGUGUUUUAAACAGUUGCUUCAGUCUGUGCUCUGCUCAGGAAAGUAAUGUUUUGCUGUUUUUUUCAGAAUAUACAGCAACAAAGUACAGCAUUUUUUUUCAGCCAUUAAAUUUAAAUAUUGUCACUCUAAGUUGGCUUUUCUUUAAAGUAUUUUUGAUACUCCAAGACACUGAACAGUUUCAGCACUAGAUUUGAAAGUGUUAGAAGUACUUGCUGUUUUCUUUAAGAAAGUUGAAUGUUUUUAUUUUGCAGUGGGUAUCUCUGCCACGCAAAUUUAUUUUUUGUACUUGUAAAUUUGGCCAUGUGCUGUUAUAGUAAAAUAAGUGAAAUCAAAAUUUUGUGUGAAGUAAUUGUCAUUUAUGGCUUAGUAGUAAUGUAUGACAAGGACAUGUAUGUCAUUAUCAACGGGCUACUAAAGAUAAAAAAUUGUAUUUAAUAUUAAGCGGUGUGAUUUCAUGUGAAGUAUGUAGUUAAUUCAGUUAAUAAGUAAUGCAGUUUCAGACCAUCUGCAAGUCACUUGUAACCGUUUACCUUAAAGCAUCAGAAACUGAGCUGACUGUUACAAGUAAUGUAAUCUUGGCUAUAGUUUUUCAGACAAUACAUUUACAAUAGUUUUACUGUAGACAGAAUUAUUUUUACUGUCAUUUAGAAUUAGGAAGAUAUUAAAGUUAUUACUGUAAUUUAAUAUUUAUUGUACUCUUUAGCUUUAAAAACAUGGUUAAUUUUAUCGUAGAUAUACUGGAUUAUACUGUCUUCUUUGCAGUUGUUACUGGGAUUUUUCAUUCUGUAAAAUUACAGCAAAAUAAUUUACAGUACCACGCUGUAAAUUUACAGUACCUUACUGGCAAUUUUAGUUGCCAGUAACUUACUGUAAUUUUACAAUAAAAUAGGUUUUAGUGCACCGCAUAUAUACAGGAUCAUACUGUAUUUUUACAGUUAUUACAGGGAUUUUUAGUUCUGUAAAAUUACAGUAAAAUAAUUUACAGUCUCAUACUGUAAAUUUACAAUACA
Colossoma macropomum (tambaqui) is the source of this 2527-nucleotide messenger RNA. RefSeq lists its product as uncharacterized. The coding region runs from base 128 to 1417 and encodes 429 amino acids. NCBI's taxonomy places the organism in Eukaryota, Metazoa, Chordata, Actinopteri, Characiformes, Serrasalmidae. The record is from RefSeq and is a predicted model, not a curated record. The transcript has 8 exons.